This is a messenger RNA of Pyricularia pennisetigena, 1998 nucleotides long. RefSeq lists its product as uncharacterized. Gene Ontology annotation, biological process: DNA replication initiation; DNA replication. The coding region runs from base 1 to 1998 and encodes 665 amino acids. NCBI's taxonomy places the organism in Eukaryota, Fungi, Ascomycota, Sordariomycetes, Magnaporthales, Pyriculariaceae. Gene Ontology annotation, cellular component: alpha DNA polymerase:primase complex. The transcript has 4 exons. Gene Ontology annotation, molecular function: DNA binding. The record is from RefSeq and is a predicted model, not a curated record.
AUGGCUGACCCAAUUGUGGAAGAGCUCAAUGAGCGCUUCGCAAGCGGCGGCACACCCCUCGAGGUCGACGUCAUGGGCGAGCUCCAAUCCAUUAUGCGACUGCACCAACUGUCCCCGCAGGACCUCUUCUUCAAAUGGGAGUCCUAUUGCAUCAAGAUGGACAUGGAUGGAUUGCGCCCCAAGUAUGACACCAUCCGCGGGUUCAAGCAGGAUUUGCAAGACACCUUGGAGCGCAACAACCGAUCACAAGCCGCCCACAUUAAGACUGAGAAGCGCAUGGGUGCCACCCCUCGAGCCGCUGUAAAGGGGGCCGCAGGCGAUGUUUUUGGCAUGCUGGACGGACUUGUCCCAAGCACUCCUGGGACGACCAAGUUGAACAAAUCGGCCUCGGCCAGGAGAAAGAACAUGGAGACACCUUCGAUUUCCAGAGUAAAAUCAGAACAUCCUGCCAGCUCUCCAACGCUAGAGCGUCAGCUGGACUCACUCGGUGCAUUGACUCCAAGCUCGUUCAAUGACAGAGCUAACCCGGGCGAGAUAAUCGAAGUUCUCAACAACCAACUACCUGCCGCCGAACCCCCGAUCGCCCCCUUUAGCGAGUCGCGCAUCAAGCUCACCGCAGCUUCGGACCUCAAGAAACUCGGAUACCGGCCUAUGGCUAUGAAACUCUCCGAAGCGUCUGAGAUCUUGGAUGACCGAAUAGAAGAGUUUACAAAUUUUGUCAUGGAGCACCACAACCUUGAUGAGUCUGCUUUUGGCAGUGCAGCAAAUCAGAGCACGUCAGAAAUUAUAUGUGUGGGACGGAUAGCUUCGGACACGUCAGAAGGCAGGCUCAACGCCGCAUCGCUGGUUUUGGAGACAUCACGACGAAGUGGAGGCGGACUUCGCGCGCCCCUGAAUCUGCAGAAGCUCGCUGGAUAUCAGUUCUUCCCCGGCCAAAUAGUGGCUCUCAGGGGCACCAACGCCUCGGGGCAUGAGUUCAACGUAUCUGAGGUUCUUCAGCUCCCGCUGCUACCAAAUGCAGCAUCAACACCAGAAGCCUUGGAGGCACACCGUCAAAGGUUACAAGGCGGUCCUGAUGCCAUGGACUCAGAUAGCGACCCGAUGCCCCUAAACGUCAUGUUCGCUUCAGGGCCGUAUUCAGCAGACGACAACCUCGACUUUGAGCCACUUCAUACUAUUUGCAAUCAAGCCGCCGAAACAUACGCCGAUGCCCUGGUGCUCACAGGGCCCUUUAUUGAUAUUGACCAUCCGCUGAUAGCAGCCGGUGACUUUGAUCUUCCAGAAGAUGCGAACAUCGACCCUGACCAAGCCACCAUGGCAACGCUUUUCAAAUACAUGAUAUCGCCAGCCCUGAACCAACUUGCCGCUUCCAAUCCGCAAGUCACAAUUCUUCUCGUACCCUCUGUGCGAGAUGCCAUAGACAAGCACGUUUCGUGGCCGCAAGACGCAUUCCUAAGGAAGGACCUCGGUCUGCCCAAGGCAGCUAAAAUUGUGGGCAAUCCAAUGACCUUCUCGAUCAACGAGACCUUGGUGGGCAUAUCAUCACAGGACGUGCUCUACCAGCUCCAGGGCAGCGUGCUAGCGGGCGGUAGGACUCCCGACGGAGUGGACAGGCUGUCACGUCUGGCCAGGAACGUUAUCGAGCAACGUCAUUAUUUCCCUCUAUUCCCUCCCAUGGACAGGUCAAAACUCCCAAAGACAGGCACUGUUGAGGAGUUGGCGCUGGGCUCAAUGCUGGACGUGAGCUAUCUCAAGCUGGGAGAGAUGGUCAACGUGCGCCCCGACGUGCUGGUGCUGCCUAGUGCAAUGCCUCCGUUUGCUCGGGUUGUGGAAAGUGUGCUAGUAAUCAACCCUGGAUAUUUGUCCAAGAGGCGUGGUCCAGGCACAUAUGCACGGAUGACUUUGUAUCCUCCCAAGGUUCCACAGGAAGGAAUAGCACAUGGAGUCGUUGGUCAUAGUGUAUAUGAAAGGGCAAGGGUUGAAAUAACGAGAAUAUAG